AUGGUUCUAUCCUUGAAUGUUUUGCCUUCUGUUUCUUUCACUUCCUUUGUGUUCGGAGACUCUUUGGUUGAUGCUGGAAACAAUCACUACUUAUUCACCCUCUCCAAGGCAGACUCUCCUCCAUAUGGCAUCGAUUUCACCACUUCUGGCGGGAAACCCACUGGAAGAUUUACCAAUGGUCGUACUAUUUCUGAUAUUGUAGAUGAAGCUCUUGGAGCCAAGUCAUUUCCUCCACCCUACCUGGCCCCGAAUACAUCAUCGGAUGCAAUUCUUGGUGGAAUAAAUUAUGCUUCGGGAGCUUCAGGGAUUUUGGAUGAAACAGGAACCCUCUUUGCCGGAAAAUAUGUGGCACAGAUAGGAAGAGUACCUUUAAGAGAGCAAAUCAACUAUUUUGAAGAGAGUAGAGCUUACAUGGUGAAUGUGAUGGGAGAGAAGGGCACAAAAAAGUUCUUAAGGCAGGCAAUCUUCUCUCUAACAAUUGGGUCAAAUGAUAUACUGAACUAUUUCCAACCUUCCAUUCCAUUUAUUGGCCAAGACAAAGUUCCCUCUACUAUAUUCCAACACUAUAUGAUUUCCAACUUGACAACACAGCUUAAGCGAUUGCAUGGAUUAGGGGCUCGAAAAUUCAUUGUAGUUGGCGUUGGACCUCUUGGAUGCAUACCCUUUGUUCGUGCUCUCCACCUAGUGUCGGGUGGCAAAUGCUCAGAUGAGGUGAAUACGUUUAUCCGAGGCUACAACAAAAAACUAAAUGUGGUGCUAGGUGAUUUAAACCAAAAGAUGGGACCAGAAGCUAUAUUUGUAUAUGCAAAUUCCUAUGAUAUUGUCAUCAGGAUUAUAUCACAAUAUCGACGAUAUGGAUUUGAGAACGCUGACGAUCCAUGUUGCGGAGGAUAUUUUCCACCAUUUGUUUGCUACCAGGGCAAUCAUGCAAGUACAAGCUCUGUUUUGUGCAAUGAUCGGGCAAAAUAUGUGUUUUGGGAUGCAUAUCAUCCUACAGAAGCAGCAAAUGUCAUCAUAGCUGAAAAGUUGCUUAACGGUGAUAAAACUGCUAGCUCUCCUAUCAAUAUUCGAGAGCUUUACCACUACAAUCUCCAGUGA
Messenger RNA from Ilex paraguariensis (yerba mate), 1098 nucleotides. The record is from the annotation of a GenBank genome assembly. Lineage: Eukaryota; Viridiplantae; Streptophyta; Magnoliopsida; Aquifoliales; Aquifoliaceae.